UCAACGAUGAGUGUGAGUUCGGAGAUGCCACUGGAGAGAGGGGAGAUGCUGCCGCCACAGCGGCGGCGCGGAAAACGUGCUGCAACGUAGAACGCCGUCUAUGGCGAUGGAAUCCGUCCACAUUGGAAAUAUGGGAACUUUGUGAGCAUCAAUUAGGUGAAUUCUCCAUGGCUGCGGUUCAGGCCAAUGGCAAUAUGGAGGAUCGAUGCCAGCUUGAGGUUGGCACUAAAGCACUCUUCGUUGGAAUUUACGAUGGUCAUAAAGGCGACAUCACGUCAAACAUCAUGAGUAAUACCCUCUUCCAGGAUCUAUUGUGGUAUAUUAAUGAGAAUGGCACCAAUAUGUCUGAAGAUAUUCUGAAGACAGUUGUUGCUGAAACCGAGGGAGAGUUCAUGCUUGAUGUUGAAGAGGGUUAUCAACAACAGCCAGAGCUAGGUAUAGUUGGUUCGAGUUGUCUAUUUUGUAUUAUAUGGAAAGGGAGACUAUAUAUCGCCAACCUUGGAGACUCCCGUGCUGUAAUGGGUUCUGUAGGAGGUCCAUUUAAUAGAUUAUGUGUUCGACAGUUGGUCAGAGAUCACAAUGCUCGCAAUGAGGAUAUUAGACUAGAACUCAUGAAUUUGCAUCGAGAUGAUCCGAAUAUUGUGACCUUUAAUUUUAACGCAUGGCAUGUUAAAGGCAUAAGCGAGGUAAGCAGAUGUAUAGGACACGCAUAUUUGAAGCGGGAACCUUUCAUUUUAAGCUCACCAUUCCAAGCCCCAGAGUCCGAACGCGUGCCUUCUCCUUUUACCCGACCAUUGCUAUCCGCAGAACCUGCGAUACAUUCGAGAGUCUUAAAUAACAGUGAUAAAUUCAUUAUAUUUGGAUCCGGUGGACUUUGGAAACUAUUGACAAAUAAGCAAGCUGCUAAAAUUGUUAAGACCAAUCCACGAGAUGGAAUUGCAAAAAGACUUGUGAGGAUUGCUCUAGAGAUUGCAGCAAGAAGAAGGAAUAUAAGUUAUACUGAGCUUAGAGGGAUUCCUAAGGGACGUGGUGUUAGUAGGGCGCCUAGUGUUUCUGUUGAAGGAACUAGGCGUGAAUAUCAUGAUGAUAUCACUGUGAUAGUUGUAUUCUUCGACAAAGAGCCAAAUCGGAAUCAGACUGCAACACCAGCAAUCAUCUCGGUGCCAGGGGUCAAUUCCUUCAGAGGCUUCUCUGACACGAUUCAACCAUCAAGUUUUAUGUAUUUCGACGCACCUGAAAUCGCCGCCUAUGAAGUAAUAUACUAGAGUUUUCAUGUGUUGGAAAAGGGUGUUCAAUUAGUAAUAGCAUAUGUAUUAUUGCAUACACACAUUAUUGCUUAGUAAAAGCUCUGGUUAGUGCUAAGGUUGCAAUCCAAAUAAAAGUUACGACAGAAAAAUCCUUCAAUUUCCUAUUUAAUUCAUA
Messenger RNA from Cicer arietinum (chickpea), 1422 nucleotides. RefSeq names its product probable protein phosphatase 2C 43. Gene Ontology annotation, molecular function: protein serine/threonine phosphatase activity. Gene Ontology annotation, biological process: protein dephosphorylation. The record is from RefSeq and is a predicted model, not a curated record. NCBI's taxonomy places the organism in Eukaryota, Viridiplantae, Streptophyta, Magnoliopsida, Fabales, Fabaceae.